AUGGCCAGCCAUAUGAACGAGUACUUCCGCCCAGUGCGGCAAUUGGACGCAGAGAAUAUCACUUUCGCGGCAGGCGUAACAGCCUUGAACGAGGCAUGCGCUCUUGCUCUCUGUGAUCCAGGGGAUGCGAUUCUCCUCGGCCAGUACAAUUAUGGCGCUUUCCCAACAGACCUUGUUGCUCGGACUGGACUAUCGUUUGUCUACGCAGCGUUCGGCGACUCGGAUCAGUUCUCGGAAAACUGCGUGAAGCAUUUCGAAGCUGCAUAUGACCAGGCCAGGCAGAACGGGGUCAAUAUUCGGGCGUUGCUUCUUUGCAGCCCUCACAACCCUCUGGGACGCUGCUAUUCGCAAGCUGCCCUGCGAGGCCUAGCAAAGUUCUGUGAGAAGAACGACCUGCACUUGAUCAGCGACGAAAUAUACGCUUUAACGGUGUACCAACGACCGAGGCAUGCUAACGAGUCCUUCACGUCCGUCCUCGCCAUUGACGAAGGCAUUAUCGAUCCGGACCGAGUACAUGUCCUGUAUGGCUUCUCGAAGGACUACGCAGCCGGGGGUCUUCGACUAGGCUGCGUGAUCUCCCACAACAGGGCAUUUACGCAAGCCGUCCGUGGCGGCGUGUGCCGCUUUUCCUCGCCGUCGCACUUUUCGAUGGACAUAGCAACGAAGAUGCUGGAAGACCGUCCAUUCAUCAUCAGGUUCCUACAGGACAGCAUUGAGGCACUGGCGAGACAGCGUGUGCUCGUUGAGGCGUUGCUUGACCAGUCGAGGAUCAGUCACUUGAAGGAAGGUAACGCUGGCCUCUUCAUUUGGCUCGACCUGAGCGAGUUUCUCGACCCAUAUCAGCAGCUCGACGACGGCUGGGCAGCAGAAGCCGCGCUGGCGGCCAAAUUGGCCGCUGGAGGGGUUGUCCUGUCGACUGGCAAACGGUACCAGUCGCCCAAGCCGGGCAACUUCAGGAUGAUCUUCUCUUAUGACGAGGGAACGCUACGGGAGGGAAUUAAGAGGUAA
Cyphellophora attinorum is the source of this 1008-nucleotide messenger RNA. Its product is annotated as 1-aminocyclopropane-1-carboxylate synthase 1. Bases 1 to 1008 code for a protein of 335 amino acids. The transcript has 5 exons. NCBI's taxonomy places the organism in Eukaryota, Fungi, Ascomycota, Eurotiomycetes, Chaetothyriales, Cyphellophoraceae. The record is from RefSeq and is a predicted model, not a curated record. Gene Ontology annotation, biological process: biosynthetic process; amino acid metabolic process. Gene Ontology annotation, molecular function: transaminase activity; pyridoxal phosphate binding.